This is a messenger RNA of Crotalus tigris (Tiger rattlesnake), 3517 nucleotides long. It is a transcript of the gene NBR1, whose product is annotated as NBR1 autophagy cargo receptor. NCBI's taxonomy places the organism in Eukaryota, Metazoa, Chordata, Lepidosauria, Squamata, Viperidae. The transcript has 23 exons. The record is from RefSeq and is a predicted model, not a curated record. The coding region runs from base 184 to 3021 and encodes 945 amino acids. Gene Ontology annotation, biological process: macroautophagy. Gene Ontology annotation, molecular function: ubiquitin binding; zinc ion binding. Gene Ontology annotation, cellular component: phagophore assembly site.
CGUGCCGCACGCCUGCUGCCUCCCUGUCCUCUUUAAAGGGGCGUCCUCCAGUCGUGCGGGGUAAUAGAAUAGCUCCCUCGCCUUCACCCUCGCGUCGGUGGGCUGCGGCGGUUUAGUGCAGCUGGAGGGCGCCCGAUGGCAGACGCCGACUGAUGUGGGUUUGCUGAGCGUUUGACUUGCAGAAUGGAUCCCCAGGUAAAUUUCGGUGUGACCUUCCAAGGUAACACCCUGAACUUUCUUGUAUCAUCUAAAACCACAUGGGCUGAUGUGGAAGCCAUGGUGAAAGUCUCAUUUGAACUGAAUGUUAUCCAGAUCAAAUACCUAGAUGAGGAUCAUGAUGAGGUAUCAAUCAACACUGCAGAGGAAUAUCAAGAGGCUGUUAAGAUUGCAAUGAAACAAGGCAAUCAGCUCCACAUGAAUGUCUAUGAAUUAAGAAUUCCUUCAGACAUGUCUUCAGGACUGGUCUUUGGGAGAUCUGAGGAACCAUUUGUUCCAGAAGUUAAAAAGAAGCCCCCAAUUGGUCAAACUCUAAUAAAAGACAAAGAUACUAAAAGAAAGAAUAAAAAACUACAGAGUGAGCGCCUUAGUGAGGUCCCUCCUGAGUGGUUCACAAGUUACUUGGAAAAGUUCCGGGAGCAAAUUGUUCAAGACACUGUUAAAAUGCUUGAACAGAAGUUGAGUGACAAGCUGCUUCUUUCUAACCAGCUUCCAAGGUCCAUGAACAAUUCAAAACACCAAACUCCUGCAAGUUCUUUGGUGCAAGGCAAUUCCUAUGACUGGCUGCUCUCCUGUAACAAUUGUCAAAAGCCCAUAAUGGGGAUUCGCUACCAGUGCAGUGUUUGCCCAACCUAUAACAUCUGUGAAUUGUGUGAGGCAGGAUUAUAUUUUCAUGACCCUAACCAUGUCUUUCUAAAACUGCGGAGGCCCACCUGGCGCAUUUCAGACACACACAGUCUUGGACAGCUGUCAUCUCCUCUUGCCACUUCAGAGCAAGUCAAAUUCCAGAAGCAGAUAGACAAGCAUUUCCUGAAAGCAGAAAAGCAGCGUUUACGAGGAGAAAAGAAGCAGCGUAAAGUUGAAGCACGGGAACUCAAGAAGCAGCUUAAGUUGCAUCAAAAGUUUAAUCUAUGGAAUUCAGUUCAUGCUUUUGAUAACACUGCUGCAAAAUCUGAGAGUCAACAAUCCAGUACACUUUUUUCUCUGCAGCGAUGCCCAGUUGUCUCAACUCUGAGUGCCGCCUUUGUAGAUGAGAAUUUACCAGAUGGAACUCGCCUCCCACCCAAGAUUAUCUUCAUGAAACAUUGGCGUAUGAGGAACACAGGCAACAUGGCAUGGAGCUCAGAUACCAAGCUAAAAUUCAUGUGGGGAAACAUAACUCUGGUGUCUUCUGGAAAAAAAGAUGUGAUUGUGCCUUCCCUACUUCCUGGGGAAGAGGGGGUUGUUUCAGUGGAGUUUGAAGCCCCACCAGUGGAAGGAACCUAUACAUCUCACUGGAGGUUAUCACAUAGAGGGGAGCAAUUUGGACCCCGGAUCUGGUGCAGUAUUGUGGUUGAUUCUUCUUCCAAAACUAUUUGUCCUGACCCUGACAAAUUGAUGCCUAGUGUUUGCCAGAAUAGUAGAUCUCUUUACAAAGAAGAGGAAAGAGGAUCAGAAUUCAAGGGAGAAAUAAGUUUGACUAAUCGAGUUGCUUCAUCAAAGAUGAAAAGAAUCCUCAGUGCUAGAGAGUUCUACAUCCCAUCACUUGAUCUUCUCACAGCCCAGGAUUUGCUCUCCUUUGAAUUGCUGGACAUUAACAUAGUGCAAGAACUGGAGCAGGUCCCUCGUAAUACUCCUGUUGAUUCCAUACAAGGGCCAGGGGCAUACAAAAGCCAUGACUGCACUCCUCUGCCAAAAACAACUGACUUGGAUCAGAAACAAGAAGAGAAUGAGAGAAUCACUUAUCAAUUACUGCCUGAUGCUGAACUCAGCAAAGGGAAGGCUGAAAAUUUAGGAAAUCAAGAAGAAGGAGAGGAAGAUAUGAGUGGAACCCAGUUUGUAUGUGAAACAGUCAUUCGUUCUCUCACCCUAGAUGCUGCACCUGAUCAUCAGCCCCCACAAAAAAAGAAGUCUUUGCAUAAUUCUCUGCAAACACUAUCCGAUAUUGCCCAGUGCAGCCCAGACAACGAUUCCAUUAACCCUGUUUCAGAGGAAUUAGAAGCCAGAAUACCUACUCCUGAAUUUGAAAACCUCCCAGUGCGAGAUGGUGAAGAAACAAAUGGAGGAGAAGCUGACAAUGAUAUUCAGGAUGAAGUCAGCAGUCAGGCAUCUUCUCUUUCUGAAGAUUAUAUCAUUGUCCUUCCAGAAUGUUUUGAUACUAGCCGUCCUCUGGGCGAGUCAAUGUACAGUUCAGCACUCUCUCAGUCCAAUUUAGAAAACGUGACCAUGGCUCCAGCAAGUCCUGAAGAAAGCCAUACACCAGUGAAUAGCACCAGUGAUACAUUGAUUACCUCUCAGACCCUUGAUGAAGUGUCACUGACCCCUCAGACUGUGGAACCACAGCCAAUAAGAUUUCAGGCUCUUUCUGAAAAUGAGAAUUCCCAAGAAGCAACUUUUUCUACUAGAGAGGAAGCCCUGUUGGUUCCUGUCCAAAUGAAAGAAGAAUUACAAAGAGAUGAUCCUGAGGUUUCAUCUCCAGAGAAUAUAAAUAACCCAUCAAUGUAUCCUGAAUCUUCUAGACAUAGUCCAGGAAAUAGCCUUGCGGGUGGCCUGGUGAAAGGGGCCUUAUCAGUGGCUGCCUCAGCUUACAAGGCAUUGUUUGUUGGGCAAGCCUCCAUGGAUCAGGCUCUUUCUGUAACCAGUGAAAAUCAUAUGGCUUCAUUUCUGGCCCACCUACAUGAAAUGGGCUUCUGUGACAGACACCUUAAUCUCCAUCUAUUGCAGAAAUAUAAGUGUGACGUGAAUCUUGUUGUCACUGAGCUGCUGCAGCUGAAUCAGGGUGAUUGGAUGAAAGGAAUGUCUGUUCACAAAGCAUGCCAACAGUAAUGGGAUGUACACAAGUACAGUUUUUCUGUGAUUUUGUAGGAAACAGUUAAUGAUUGCAAGGGAUUGAAAUGAGGAACAUGAGAAAAGUUUCCUAACAAAGAGGCAGAUUGAGAAGCUGAGGACAAACUGCUUGUGCUAUGUAUUGCUUAUUUAAUAAAAUAUGUAUGCAAACUGAAUAUCUCUGAAUGGAAGAAAUUAGAUCUGCAACUUGUAUUUGGACUGAUGGGGAAAACCUUUAAAUGAUUAGAUCUUCAUUUUUUUUAAAUUUACUUUGAAUUACUAUUUCAAUCAACUAACUUCUUGUUAGCUCUAAUGAAGAGUGUUUUCUUAAGUUUCAUAAAAGGUGAAAUUUCUUCUAUUGGCUUUGUAUGUUGUAUGAGAAGUUGCAUGAUUGAUAAUUUAAACAAUACUGAUAUUAAGAUAUUGCUUAUUGCUUAGAUUAAGCACCAUGGUCUUUGAGAUAAAAAUAAAUAUUAAAAAUGCACAAUAUUAGGUU